AUGGAGACAAUGUCAAAAAUAGCUCCUACUCAGAAAUUCCUCUCACAUACCAGGUCCAUGUCUACCUGGAAGCACCGCUGGGCUGUCCUGACAAAAAUGAGCAACCUAUCAAAUGAGGAAUACGUGGCCAAACUUGACCUCUACGAUAACGAGGCCAAAUGGCGCGGUAACUCCUCAGACAAGGCGACCUUCGUUUUGGAGAACGUGACUUGCAUCCGGCCGGUCAAAUCCAAAACACACAAGUACGCCUUCGAGGUGAUCGAGGAGCAUCCUGUGUUGGUUAUCAGUGGAACCACAGAGCUGGACUCCUACAGCUGGGCCGUUUCAUUACAGCAGAUCUUCACCCCGGACAAAAUCGAGGUUAAGAAAGAUUGCUAUAACGUGACCGUUGCUGAAAACGAAGAUUCCAGAAAGUGGCACCUAGCCGGACACCACACCUUGACCGUCUCGGAGGCGGGUCUCAGCCUGGAGAACUCUGAGGGCACUUGUGUGGUCAGCUGGGCCCUCAACUCUCUGGUCAGAUUUAACGUGGAGCCGGGAACUGUUUCUGGACAUAGGUCAUCUCUGGUUAUCGAAUGUGGACCAAAAUCCCCAACUGGGCACAGUUUCUUUAAUCUGCUGUCGGAUCAAGCAGAAGACAUCCUGGGCGCUAUUCGACAGUCCAUCUGCUUGGCGUUGACACUGAAGCAAAACGUUCGAAUGUCCUCCUCUGCUAGACACAGGAGUCCGUCUGUCACUAAUAGUGAGAAAAGUUUCCAAAGACUGUAUGAAAGUCAGUCAGUUGUCCACCACAAUCCCCAAACAACUGCUCAACACAACACUCGAUCUGCUCCCCAGCCAAUCCCCAUGGGUAGAUCCGAUUCCGGUAGCUCCAUGUGCAGCUUUGACUCCCCGGGCAGAUAUGCGCACUCACCGAGCUCAUCGUUGACUACCGGCCACUUCAGCGCAGAUUUUAGCUCAUUCUUGGAAACGGAAGAGGAGGGUGAACCUCAUAUUUGUCAUUUAGACCGAGAUCUUGCAUCAGCUGACGCCACAUCCUGUGAGAAAGUGACAAUCUGUGGUCGUAGACGUAGCUUGUCUCAUCCUGAGAAUCAAUACAUGGGCAACAGUGAUUAUAGUGAAAUCAAAGAUAUCACAGACGAGUUGAAGUCAGUCUCCAGGAGAAACACUAUCAGUUGCGAGCCUGCAGACGUGGACUUUGACCGCCUUCGAUCUGUGUCCGCUGUGGUAGCAUUGCUGAAAGCCAACAACAUCAAGAAGUCUGUAGGCUUGCCAUCACCACCGAAUAAGGGCGAUGACAAAUCUGACUUUGAUUCAGCAUUUUCCUCAAUGGCUCUGUCAGAAGCCAAUGAAGAUCUCCGUAGAGAAGAUGAACAACCUUGUUCUGAUAUCGUCUGUGCAGUCGGGCAGUGUUCUUGUGUCCUGGCCAGACGACGAUCAAGCAGCACACCAGAUCUGCAGGCCUACUGGAAGAUGAAUAAAUUUGAGAACGUGUAUGAAGAGCUCAGCGAGUUGGGGGCUUCUGUACGAAGGCUUAACCAGAAACACGAGCCGGAGACGCCACCAGAGCUGCCGGCCCGACCAUUCUUAGCAAACUCUUCCCCUACCACCAUCAUCAACACAAAGGGUGCUACAACCAAGAAAAAGGCUCUCUUAAAGAUGCGGGGGAUGCGCAGCUUCCAAGAAGACAAUGACACAACUGAUCGUCUUUGUGUCUGUGACAACGUUAGAACUUCAAGAUCGCCUUUAAGUGAUGGACAAUGUGUUGCCUGCCAUUGUGACGAGACCACUGACAGAUGCAAGACGAGUCUUUCAGAAAAGUCUCCUAAAGUGAAACACACAGACAGCCUAUUUUCUGCCAUAAAUGAUAUAAACUCCAUCAUUCUUCAAGUACAAACUGUGAAGCGUCGCCGAUCUUCAGACAUCACACCCGUAGCUGCUUCCUUCAUCUCGAGCAACAGCUCGGAUAUAAACUACUCUUCAAUUGCGAGUCAGCAACGUCAGAGAGACGAUUUAUCAGGGUUUUCUAGAUGGACGUCUGCAACUCCUGUCAAUUUGAUCGACCUACAAAACAACAGAGACGACUUUCAACAACAACAUCCAGCAUCUGCAUUUCUGCCAAAUCAAGCUCAGAACGAUAUUUUAGAUUCACUAACACACUUCUUCCUCGGUGAUGUGACUUCGGUGCAACACCAGUGGUGA
Candidula unifasciata is the source of this 2202-nucleotide messenger RNA. NCBI's taxonomy places the organism in Eukaryota, Metazoa, Mollusca, Gastropoda, Stylommatophora, Geomitridae. The record is from the annotation of a GenBank genome assembly.